AGCACCCCACCUCCCACGCACGACUCGCGGAACCACCCACGCCGCCGGCCGCCGAGCCCUCACUCGGACGCCCACCCUGCCACCAGCCGUCGCUGCUCCUCGCACCCUCCCACGGUGGCGCUGCCCCCCGGCUCCUUGCGGCCCGUCACGCCCCCGCGCGGCCUCCCUCUGCAGCGCCCCAGCCCCGUGCCGCCCACCACGUCCCAGGGCGGUGUCCCUCGGCGGCUCCCCCGCCCCCGUGCCACCUGCAGCGCCGCAGCGCGCCCUCCCUCGACGGCGCCCCCGGCCAGCACGCCCUUCCUUGGCGGCGUCCAUCUAGAGAUCCACCACCGAGUCAAGUACCACUUCUUUUUUUUUCUUUCUGUUACCUAGUCAACAAUUUUCUUAAGAACAAUCGUACAUUGCAAAUCAGUAUAAAUCAUUGUUGUACAUGUCAAAUGCAUGGUCUUUUGUAGUAAGAAAUCAAAGACGGAGAGAUGUUCAUUUUUAUUUGUACAAGAGACCAUUCAAAAUUUAUUCUUUGGCUAUCGUUUGUCCUGAGUGGCUCUCUGUGUGUUGUUUAUUUUGUGAGUGAAAAGAGCAGGUCAGGUUCCUGAUAACUUCGGUAAUGUUUCUGGGUCAGAACUUAAGGUAGAGGUGAUGGAAGAGAGGCUAUUACAAGACUUGACUCGUGAAGUUUGUUCUGUGCUUUGGGUUUUAGCAUUACCUAGUUUGAAGAGUAGACUUCCAUCUUUGGAACAACUUGGAACUGUCAACCGGAUUGAUUCUUCUCUUAAAAGUCUGGAAUCAUUUGCUUCCAGCUCUCUUAUUGGAUUUCUUAUGCUUAAUGUUGACAUUACCCUAACUGCUUUGAGAAUAACUAUUGAAGUGUUCACUUGGACAGAUAGUGAAGAAGUGACUAAAGUAAUACCCUUUUAUGGUGCAUUGAUUCACCUUGCUGUUGCAACAAACCAGGCUGAGCUGAGGCAGUUUGUUAGAAAGGAUAUAUUUUCGUCUAUAACACAGGGCUUUUCUGUUGAGUUGAAUGUCGUUGUUAGUGCGGAGCUUAUUGGACUUUGUCGAGGAAUAUAUCUAUAUCUGUCAGACAAAGAUCGUGCACCUAAACAGUUUGGCUCUGGAGGCUUUGGUCAUGCACAGUUCAGAAAGUAAAACAAGAACACAAGUUCAUCACUGAUCUAUUUUUACACUAGUAAGAUAUGCAUACCAUUUGCAGUGAAAAAGUGUUUAACUAUUUUUAUCCUGGACAAUGAAUUUGACUUCAUCUCCAGAUGUGACCAAAUCUUUUUAGGCUGACAAGUAUCACUGGAACUGGUAAGUAUCACUAAAGGCUUGAUUCAGCAACACGUGAUAUGUUCCCCUCACCAGUUACCAUCUCAGUUGUCUUCCUCACCUCUGUUAUCCCAUCGACACGGCCGACAUCUCUACCACGGUGAGGCACUCCACCUCGACAUUUAUCGCCUCUCACCUCCACCAGUAGCCUCCCUAUGUUGCAGCUAUGUCUUCUGCUCCUCAGUUUUGCUUCAUCAUGCGUUCUCUAUGUAAUGGAAAUUAUGAACAUUUUUCCCCCUCAUUAUGAGCACUUUUUUCCUCA
Molecule: messenger RNA, 1591 nt
Organism: Triticum dicoccoides
Lineage: Eukaryota; Viridiplantae; Streptophyta; Magnoliopsida; Poales; Poaceae
Product: protein HASTY 1-like
Exons: 3
Coding region: 640-1149 (169 amino acids)
Source: RefSeq, a predicted model, not a curated record